Messenger RNA from Closterium sp. NIES-67, 3530 nucleotides. NCBI's taxonomy places the organism in Eukaryota, Viridiplantae, Streptophyta, Zygnematophyceae, Desmidiales, Closteriaceae. The record is from the annotation of a GenBank genome assembly.
CUUCGCUUCCCAUCCCAUACCUUCUCCUUCCAUUCUCGAAGUUCCCAGCGUACUGUAUCGAUCAUCAGCAGGCAGGUAGUCAUCUGCAGAGCAUACAGCGAAGCGCACAGCGCAGCAACCUGGUCGACUUGGCCAGCUCAUCCUUGCUCGACCUUUCCACGAUCCCUUGGGCCAUGGGUAAUCUCCAAACCUCGAAAUUAUCCACAGCUCCAGCCUGAGAAAGAGCCGAGGAGGUGUGCCGCCAGUGGUGCUGCUUCUCCUCAACCUCAACUCAAAGUAGACAACGCAACAGCACCCACGGCAAAGCAACCUGGCACUUGCCUUGUUGUUCAACCCGACGAAAGCAAAGCAGAGAUUCCCAUUUCUGUCCCUACCAUCAGCAGCAGCAUUUGCGAAGGACCGAUAUUUGGCCAGCAGAGCCCGACCAACACAGCACGUGAACGCCUGUGCAGUGCAAGCACCAGCAAAGCUUCUGUUCGUGAACGUGCUACGAUUACGAACCGUGUGCGUGUACUUCAAGCGUGGUCGUCGUCCUGCAUUCACUGAACACAACUUCAAGUUGCGUGAUUCCACCCACUAUAGCUAGCCUUUACCGAGUUGCUUCGAAAGCCCCUCGCGAUUAUCAGUACCCCCCUGGAGCGCGAACCGGAAUCAUUAAUUCUCUUCUUCUUCUCGCCGAAAUCGAGCCGUCGAAAUGGGAGCCAUAGACGCUGUGAACCCCGCAUCCCUGCGUCCUCCGUCGGUGCGCGUGAGGCUGAACCAGCCGUCGUACGCGGCCGGCGAAGCGGUCAUUCUCACAGUCGACAUCGAGAAUCGAUCCGCGCAGCAGGCGGGCCGGCAGAGAGAUCAGCACCAGCAUCAGAAUCAGCAUCAGCAGCAGCAGCAGCAGUGGGGAGUUUAUGCUGCGGAUGGCAGGAUUCAGCUGGAGAGCCUGAGCGUCGAAGUCAAAGGCGUCAUUCGAUCCGCGACGCCGCCGCCUGCGGAUACAACAUGGACUUGCAACGGUGACGUGCCCUGUCUCGUAGCUCGUCCGCUCCGCCUCGCCAUCCACGCGCCGCUUGUUCCGGGCUGUUCCAAGAGCUAUGCCAUCGAGAUCCCUCUGCCGAUCAACGCGCUCCCAUCCGGUCGCAUGGUCGGGAACGACUCGCUCGCUCCCCCCCUCACCCUUCCUCUCCCCCUCCACGACGCGAGUGACCCCCCCGCGCCUCUUGAACCCGCCUCCGCCGCCGUGCUCUACCUCGUGAGCGUUUCCGCCGAUUGGCGCGGGAUCUCCGCGCCCGGCUUCGCCACCUCCGCCACCUCCGCCGCCGCUGGGCGUCCCGUGGAGCUCCUGGCGUGGUUCAAAGUCAAGCCCGCCGCGGGUACCAUUAGUCACGCCACAGCACCGCCAAGCACGGCGUUCAACCCUGCCUGUCCGCCCUGCGCCCGCCUGUCCGCGCACGAGAGACCAUACGGACGUCCAUCCGCCGCGCUGGCAUCCCCGCAUGGACGAUCACCGUUCCGCCUUCCGCAGCUCACCACCCCCACCGCCUCCGCCUUUCCCCCAGGCUCCUCCCUUCCGCCCACGCCCACGCCCGUAACCCCCUCCCCUGGAUCCAACCCCCCUCUACCCCGCCGCCUCCUCCCUCACCUGUCCGCGCCGCGUGAGCGCACCAGCUCGCCGUCCCUCGCGCCACCCUGCGCUGAUGACGUGGAGGCUGUCAGCGUGGCUGCGGUCCUGCCGUGUGACGUCAGCAGCAGCAGAUUCGGCGCGUGGGGAUGGGCGCACGGGCAAGGGAACAGCCAUGGCACGGCCUGCGAUGGGGAGAGCUGCUUUGGAGAUAAGCACAUGAGAGAAGCAGAAGCCGACGAAGCAGGCGCCGCAGGAUUAGUAGCAGCAGGAGCAGGGGCAGGAGCGGGAGCACCAGCAACGUAUGGUUUUUCCAAGGCAUAUGCUCCUGGGUCUGCGAUGCAUAUGCACGGAUCGGCAGCCGCGGCACACGUGCAUGGGCUGGCUGAUGUGCCCGAAGAAAGGAUCGUCGCGCACAGCAGCGGCAGCAGCAGCAGCGUGUGGGGCGGCAGCAGCAGCGGCAGUGUCGGCAGCUGCAGCAGCAGCAGGCCGAGCGACGAGGAAUCCGCCAUUGCUGCCGCCGCCUCGGCCGCCGCCGCUGCUGCUGCUGCCAUCGCUGCUGCUCGCGGGCGGGAGAAGAAGGCGGAAGGAGGGGGGAUGGAGUGGGGAACUGUGGCCGGGAGGAUGGGCGGGAGGGGGAUGGUGAGGGCGUCGACAACAGGGCAGGUGACGGAAUGGCGAGAGGGAGGGGGGCUUGUGGAAACAGCAGCAGCAAUAGCAGGAGUGGCAACAGGAGCAGCGGCGGCGGCAGCAGCAGAAGCCGCAGCAGCAGCAGCAAGGGCUAUGAGGAGAAGUAGGAGUGACGAUGCUGGUAUGCCUGGGCAGGGCCGCCGUGGGUACUACGCUGGGGGGUAUGCAGAGGGGGCGGAGGGGGAAGAGGAAGGGGAAGAGGACGCGUACAGCAGUAGCAGCAGCGCGGAAGGCAGUCUGGAGGGUGGCCUGGAGGGAGCAUUGGAUGGCAAUAAUGGUGCCAGUGAUCAGGGCCAGGGCAACCGGUUUAGGACAAUGUCUCUGCCGGCAAGGAGGCUGCCUGACGUCCCCCUGGAAGGUCUGCUUGCCCCAGAGCACGACCAGGAGGUGCCGCGGCAGCUGCUGUCGCACUGCACCAUGAUGCCCCACGACUCCCACGGCCCUACCCACGCCCACGGCGCCCACGGCCCUGCCCAUGUGCACGGUCACGCGCCCCUAGUGUGCCACGACCCCACCUGCCAUCACACAAGCUGCGACGCCAUGCCUGUUGGCUCCCCCGCUGACUGCCUCAACUGGGAAGAGGUGGAGGCGUUUUGCCGCAACAUGGACAGCGCACGAGUGCGCAUCGAGUCCAUCGACAUUCAGCACGAACCCAGGAAGUCCGCACGGCAUGGAGUGGCCACACACAAGGGCUUAAGGGUAACUGGCUUGCACGGGCAGGAGCAGCAGCAGCAACCGCAGCAGGGGCAGCAGCAGGGGCAGCAGCAGGCGGAAGGGAAGGGGAAUGGGCAGCAGAGGGAGAGGGAGGAGGCGGUGGGGAUGGAGGCGUGCAGCAGAGUGCUGUUUGCUGUCAAGUUCCAGGGCAUGUCGCUGUGGCACUACCCCGCUAGUGACAGCGUCAAGCCUCUCUUCCGCAUGGCCUCCUGAGUCUCCUGGCUCUUCUAAAACUGGGAACGAUGGACGAUGGAGGGGACUUGUUGGAUGGGGAUACAGCAGAGAGGCGGUGUGGGCAAGAGGAGCUGCCCCACGCCUGAUUUUUUCAGGAUUCCUUACAAGCGGUUGGUGGCCUCCAGUGGGCUCGGUUCUGAAGGCACAUGCAGUCAUGGUGUUGGGACAUUAUGGCAUCUGGGCUUUGUUGUAGGCACUGCAGGUGGAACUGGGAGUGAGGGAAGUGGAUAUUUCCGUAACAUUCUCUCUUUUAUUUAUUUAUUAUGGAAAGGUGGCAGUUAAU